Aspergillus bombycis is the source of this 858-nucleotide messenger RNA. RefSeq lists its product as uncharacterized. The transcript is spliced from 2 exons. The coding region runs from base 1 to 858 and encodes 285 amino acids. Lineage: Eukaryota; Fungi; Ascomycota; Eurotiomycetes; Eurotiales; Aspergillaceae. The record is from RefSeq and is a predicted model, not a curated record.
AUGGAUUCGGAGCCACAAGUAAAUAUUCUUUGCUCAGUUCCAGGGUUUGCGGUGCCUGAUCCAGACCGUGUCAAUGAAAAGGUUACCUCCAGUAAUACGAUCUUUAACUGGGGUGGUGUGAAGAUAGCAAAGAUAUCUUCUGAUGUUGUUGUGAAAUUCGGAUCCCAUGUCACACCCAGCGAGGCGAAGAAUAUGAUAUUUGUCGAGCAAAACACGGAAGCUAUACCGGUACCAAAAGUCUUUGCCUGCUACUCGUACGGUCCACUAUACCGGGAUAUCGAAGACUACGGCAGCCUGUUCGAUACCUAUAUAUUUAUGAGCUAUGUCGAGGGUCAAAGCCUAGAUAAAGUUUGGGAGACUUAUGAUGAUCUUACGAAAAGUUAUAUUACUAGUCAACUGAAAGGGUACUUCAGCCAGCUUCGCCAAAUUAACGACGGGAACUACAUCGGUUCGGCUGGUCUUGGCCCCGUUACUGAUCCAAUUUUGGAAAGUCAUCACACUAAGGGGCCGUUUGAUAACGAAGAAGAUUUUAAUAAUACAAUUAUCGAGGCAUAUCAAUCAAAGGCACCAAAACGUCAUAUCAGGACUUUCUUGGCCGGUAUGCUUUCACAGAAGCGUCACAGAAUUGUGUUUACCCAUGGAGACCUACGCCUUCAGAAUAUUAUGGUCCACGACGGACAUGUCAGUGGGAUUUUGGACUGGGAAUUUAGUGGCUGGUAUCCAGAAUACUGGGAGUUCUCGAAAGCUCUUUAUGUUUGGAAGUGGCAAAAUGAUUGGAUUGACUACCUGGUACGGGUUCUUCAACCCUACUAUUCCGAAUAUGCAGUCCAUUCUUUUUUGACUGAAACACUUUGGUGA